Dioscorea cayenensis subsp. rotundata (Guinea yam) is the source of this 938-nucleotide messenger RNA. RefSeq lists its product as uncharacterized. The record is from RefSeq and is a predicted model, not a curated record. NCBI's taxonomy places the organism in Eukaryota, Viridiplantae, Streptophyta, Magnoliopsida, Dioscoreales, Dioscoreaceae. The transcript has a single exon. Bases 362 to 571 code for a protein of 69 amino acids.
AUAUACCUCUAAAUAAAAUUCAACUAAAAGAAUUUUAUAUAAAAACUAUUACAUAGCCAAGCACAACCAAAUGGGUAACUAUUACUUACCAUUGUUAAUGUAGUUUCAGUCUCGUAAUCAUCAAAAAGGUACGAUUACAAGGCAGAAGAUCCAAAUGAAUAUACUAUACCUUCUCUCUUAUCAAUAUAAUUAGAAACAAACAAAGAGCAAAAGGAAAGACAAAACCAAAGAGAGGACCACGAGAAAGAUCAGUUGAAUACUCCCUUCUUCUUUCAUCUCUUACCAUGAUAAGAAAGAGAAGAGAAAGAGAUCAAAAGAAGGUGGUAGAGAUAAAAUAAGAAGAAAAAGGAGAAGAAGAUUAAUGGCGGACUGGGGACCAGUGGUGAUAGCAGUGGUGCUCUUUGUGUUAUUGACACCAGGGUUGUUGUUCCAGUUGCCAGGGAAUGGAAGGGUGGUGGAGUUCAACAACUUUAAGACCAGUGGCAUCUCCAUCUUUGUCCACACCAUCAUCUUCUUUGGACUCAUCACCAUCUUCCUCAUUGCCAUUGGUGUCCACAUCUACACUGGCUAGCAAGCUCCUCAUCUCUUUCUUUCUUUUACUUUCUUUCUUCUUCUUCUUCUUCUUCAUGACUACUCUUUCUUCUUCGUAUUUUCAAUGUUUUUUUUUAAUUAAAAUAUUCUCCUCCUUCUUCUUCUUUUAGAAGAAGAACAGACUAAGUGAAGAUUGUUAUUGUUUCCAUAAAAAAAAAAGGACAAGUUGGUAUCUCCUUCUUCUUCUUCUUCUUCUUCUUCUUCUUCAUCGUCUUUUUCUUUAAUGUAGAUAGAGUGUGAGAUUUCUGUUAGUUUCUAUAAAAAGAAAGGAAAAGUUUCUGUGUUCUUCUGUCUUCUUCUUCAAUGAUGAUGUUUCAAUAAUGUCUCAUGAAUCUCAUUGAUGUGUA